Amphibalanus amphitrite is the source of this 2542-nucleotide messenger RNA. Its product is annotated as mitochondrial folate transporter/carrier-like. Gene Ontology annotation, cellular component: mitochondrion. Gene Ontology annotation, biological process: folate import into mitochondrion; nucleotide transport. Lineage: Eukaryota; Metazoa; Arthropoda; Thecostraca; Balanomorpha; Balanidae. The record is from RefSeq and is a predicted model, not a curated record. The transcript is spliced from 7 exons. Gene Ontology annotation, molecular function: FAD transmembrane transporter activity; folic acid transmembrane transporter activity. Bases 527 to 1519 code for a protein of 330 amino acids.
GUUCCUGUUUCCCCAGCACUCAGCACAUAUCCUGGUGACGGAAAUUGAAGAAAAAGUUUUGCCGCAUGAAGGAGUUUCAGGCUGCCAAACGAGAGGAAAAGCGGCGAUCGUGGCGUGCCUGCGUCGAUAUGCGUCAGUCACCGAGCGCGUUGUCAGUCGAGGUCCGUGGGCGGAGAGGUGCGGUCUGCGUGUGCUGUCGUCCGUGCUUUGUGGAAAAGUGCCGACAUAUGCGUGUUAGAUUGUGAAUUUCAAUUUGGCGCUAAUUUUGGAAGAAAACAAGGUUGCAUUUGUAUUGUGACCAAAUCGUUAUUGUGCUCUGGGCGACGUAAGAAGGUUAUCGUGGUGGAGGAUGAAGCUUAGCAUGAGCAAGACAAGUUCUUCAAUAUUCAAGAAUGCUCAAGAGACAUGCAGACAGGCUUCAUCUGUCAUAUAGUUUUCUUUAUAAGGAAAGCUUUUAUCAUAUUUUCCCCUCACACUUAGGUGAUUUGGCAGGUUAUAGCUGCCAUUAGAACAGCUGAAAACAAUCAUGGCAUCGGAGGCUAGUGUGAAUCAGAAGAAACCAACUCCAAUGUUCAGGAGCUUGAUAUCAUCUCUUAGAUAUGAACACUUAACUGCAGGCAUGGCAGGUGGCAUUGCAUCUACUCUGAUUCUGCACCCUCUAGAUCUCAUCAAAAUCAGAUUUGCAGUGGAUGACGGCGUGAUCCGCUCCCGGCCACACUACAAUGGCAUGCUGAACGCGUUCGGGACCAUCUUCAGCACAGAGGGGGUCCGCGGUCUCUACCGAGGAGUCACACCCAACGUGUGGGGCGCCGGCUCCGCCUGGGGGCUCUACUUCCUGUUCUACGGGUCCAUCAAGUCGUACAUGCAGGACGGCGACUCACAGAGGGACCUGGGCGCCGCGCGGCACAUGCUGGCCGCCUCGGAGGCUGGUGUGCUCACCCUGGUGGUCACGAACCCCAUCUGGGUGGUCAAAACCAGACUCUGCCUUCAGUACACCUCGGACGUGUCCAACCUGCCCGAGAGUAAAAAGUACGGCGGCAUGAUCGACGCGUUCCGCAAAACGUACCAGUACGAGGGCGUGCGCGGUCUGUACAAGGGUUUCAUCCCGGGCGUGUGGGGCGUGUCGCACGGAGCGCUGCAGUUCAUGGUGUAUGAACAGAUGAAGACGGCCUACAACGUGCGCAGGGGACAGGCGAUCGACGCCAAACUGUCGACGUUCGAGUACCUGCAGUUCGCGGCGCUGUCGAAGCUGUUGGCGGCGUUCGUCACCUACCCGUACCAGGUGGUGCGCGCCCGGCUCCAGGACCACCACGUCGAGUACGCCGGCUCCAUGGACGUGAUCCGGCGCAUUCUGAGGGAGGAGGGCUGGCGCGGCUUCUACAAGGGCCUGGCGCCGAACCUGACUCGCGUCGUGCCGGCCACCGCCAUCACGUUCGUCGUCUACGAGACCGUGAGCAGGUGGCUGAAGGCCAGAACUCAGCGGUUGAACACGCCGCCGCCCGACCCUGCGGAGGAGUAGACAAGUCCACCGUCCGCUGUCAGCAUCCACUGUCAACUGGGCUGUGCCGCUUUAUAUGCGCGCCGACCGUCAGUCACCCAUUGUCCGCUCGACUGUGCCGCGCCGGGCGCCCCUGCGCUGGGCCCUCGACUGGUCCGCAGACAACUGGCGCCCCGUGUCCCCGCACCCGGCGGCCGGGAGCAGCGACACUUCCGUGACCUAGUCUUCAACGCCAAGUCGUGUUUGUGAUUUAGUUGUGUUGUUUUCGUGUUGUGCAGUCACCUGGUGACUGGGUCGCGUGUUGAAUGCUCGUUUGUGUCCAGACUGGACCGGUUUGGUGCAAUUGUAUACUGGUACCUACUGACCGACGUUUUUCACUGGACGUGCUUUUUGUUUGUUUUGCAUGUCGUUGAUGCUCAAGUGUCUGAUUUAGCAGGGAGGAUGAACUGAAUAUGUUGAGCUGCUGUGCCUCCGGGGUAAUGGAUUUUCGUCACCCUCUAGCGUGAUCCAAAUCCCCCAGUUGCCUGACAACCAUAGGUGGAGAAUUGUGACCAGCUGGGGGUGCUCGGGCGCAGCAAAUCCGCCGCCGCCUAGCGGUGACCUUGACCCGCGCCGCCCGGCCGCGGCUCCAAAGCCAAGCCGGCGUGGCCGGCGUGGAAUUGGGAGAGCUCGAGCACCCCCAGUCCAGCACAAUUCUCCACCCGUGCUGACAACGAACCUGCCAUGUCGCGGUUCCCAUCAUACAUUACAAACCCUCAUCGCCUAAUCAUCACGUCUCAGGGGUCUCGUCGUAUUCCACUGCCCACCCCGUUACGUACCCAUCAGCUACCCUUACGAAGUCGCGACCGGUUCGACAUCCAGGGACCCUCACACUUUCCCAUGAAUGGCCUAUGGUGUGUGAUUAUGACCUCGUGUGCGCCCGGCAUCCCGCCGUUCUCCGGCCGGCGGCUGGCGGUCUUCCAAGGCACACCCGUCCGUCAAAUGAUGAGGUGAUAACUUGGCAGCGGUGUCCGCUCGUAUUGCGCAAUACAGGCUCGGCCAACA